Lampris incognitus (smalleye Pacific opah) is the source of this 3447-nucleotide messenger RNA. Its product is annotated as glutamate receptor-interacting protein 2-like. Gene Ontology annotation, molecular function: protein binding. The record is from RefSeq and is a predicted model, not a curated record. The coding region runs from base 1 to 3447 and encodes 1148 amino acids. The transcript has 24 exons. Gene Ontology annotation, biological process: neurotransmitter receptor transport, endosome to postsynaptic membrane. NCBI's taxonomy places the organism in Eukaryota, Metazoa, Chordata, Actinopteri, Lampriformes, Lampridae.
AUGGUAUUGAUGUCUGGAGGAAGACGGGGCUUUGCUUUUCCUGCGGAGGGCCGAAAGCUGAACAUGUCGAUGAGGUCGAUCUUUGGAAAAGGGCGCCCACACCACAAGCACUUCAUCCUGGCCUUUCCCCAGACAGAGUCCAUUAAGAAAACAAGCCUGUCUGCAGAUGUAAAGAGGAGGAUGUUCUCUUUUUCUCUCAGGUGUCGACUUGGCAUUAUCAGAGGGAGGACCAAAGAUGAUGGACCGUAUUCGAAGGGAGGCAAGGACUCGGGGUUGACCGACCACACCCAUUCCUCCCGGAGACGCAGCCUUUCAGAGGAGUACCGUGGAGUGACCACUGUGGACCUGAUGAAGAGGGAAGGCAGCAGCCUGGGCCUCACCAUCUCUGGAGGCUCUGAUAAGGACGGCAAGCCCAGAGUGUCAAACCUACGGCCAGGUGGGCUAGCUGCCAGAAGCGACCAGUUGAAUGUUGGAGACUACAUCAAAUCAGUGAAUGGUAUCAACCUGUCUAAGCUUCGGCACGAUGAGAUCAUUAGCCUGCUGAAGAACAUUGGGGAGCGAGUGGUGCUGGAGGUGGAGUAUGAGCUUCCUCCGUUUGUCCAAACACCCUCGGGUGUGAUAACCAAGACUAUAGAGGUGUGCCUGCACAAGGAGGGUAACAGCUUUGGCUUCGUUAUGCGGGGGGGCUUCCACGAAGACUGGCACAGGUCUCGUCCUCUGGUGGUUACCUACGUUAGGCCCGGGGGUCCUGCUGACAGAGAGGGGACUCUGAAGGCCGGCGACCGUGUAUUGAGCAUAGACGGGAUGCCUUUGAACAGAGAGAAGCACGCCGAUGCUUUGACCACGCUGAUGCAGAGCGGCCAGGAAGCUCUGUUCCUGAUCGAGUAUGACGUCUCCGUCAUGGAGGCAGUGCAGCAAGCCUCCGGCCCUCUGCUGGUAGAGAUAGUGAAAAGCCCCUCCGCCAGCCUGGGAAUUAGCCUCGCCACAGCUUUGUACAGGAACAAGUCGGUCAUCAUCAUAGACAAGAUCAAGGCGGCCAGCGUGGUGGAAAGGUGUGGAGCGCUGCAUAUAGGCGACAUCCUUCUGUCAAUAGAUGGGACCAGCACUGAACACUGCUCCCUAAUAGAGGCUACUCAGCUCUUGGCCAGCACUGCUGAUACUGUCAAACUGGAAAUCCUCCCAGCCAGUCAGAGCAGACUUCCCAUCAGGCCCCAGGAAACAGUAAAAGUGCAGAAGAGCAACCAUCACCAUUGGGACCAAAGCAGCAACUACUGCCAUCCCCCACAUGCCAGCAGCAAGACAUGGAGCAGCCCGAGCCACCCACACAACCAGCAGGACCACUGCAAAUCCCUGGUGAGUGGUGGCUUCUCCCCUUCCUCCACAGCCACCUCAGGCUUUAGCAGCCAGGGGAGCAGCACCCUGCCCUGCCCCGGACCCCCCGUCCCCCCCACCAGCCCCCGCAGUGCGACCGGCAAGAGGAACAGGAACAGGAAGAAGGACCAUAAGAGCUCAUUAUCACUGGCAUCCAGCUCGGUGGGCCCGGGGGGGCAGGUUGUUCACGUGGAAACGAGUGAGGUCGUCCUGCGGGGGGAUCCACUCACAGGGUUUGGGGUCCAGCUGCAGGGGGGUGUCUUUGCUACAGAGACACUGUCAGCGCCCCCGGUCAUCCGCUUUAUUGAGCCCGACAGCCCAGCUGAGAGGUGCGGGCUCCUGCAAGUUGGGGACAGACUGUUAUCUAUCAAUGGGAUCCCCACAGAGGAGGGAACGCUGGAGGAGGCCCAUCAGCUGCUAAGAGAUGCUGCUUUGGCAAACAAGGUCACACUGGAGCUAGAAUUUGAUGUAGCAGAGUCUGUGGUACCCAGCAGUGGCACCUUUCAUGUUAAACUACCCAAGAGGAGAGGAGUGGAGCUGGGCAUCACCAUCAGCGCGAGCAAGAAACCGGGCAAGCCCCUCAUCAUUUCUGACAUCAAGAAAGGAAGUAUAGCACAUAGAACAGGCACACUGGAGCCUGGAGACAGGCUGCUGGCCAUCGACAGUGUCCGCCUGGAGAAUUGCACCAUGGAGGACGCCAUGCACGUCCUGAACCAGGCCGAGGACAUGGUCAAACUCCGCAUCCAGAAGGACGAGGACAACAUCGAUGAACUGGAGAUGUCAGGCUCCAUCAUCUACACAGUUGAGCUCAAGAGAUACAAUGGACCUCUGGGCAUCACCAUAUCAGGCACCGAGGAGCCCUUUGACCCCAUCGUCAUCUCUGGCCUCACCAAAAAAGGCCUAGCAGAGAGGACUGGAGCUAUACAUAUAGGCGAUCGGGUCCUAGCCAUCAAUGGGGUCAGCCUAAAGGGAAAGCCCCUGAGUGAGGCCAUCCAUCUCCUGCAGAUGGCAGGGGAGUCUGUCACCCUCAAGAUCAAGAAGCAAGCUGACCAAUCCGAUUGCCAGCGCUCUUCCGAGCACACAGGAUUUCUAAGUGACACGGAAGAUGAACUGACAGACUCCCAAAAGACCAGUAAACACUCAGAGGUCUACUCUGCCACUGUUCCCAGUAUAGACUCGGCCAUGAGCUCCUGGGACAGCUCCGGCUUUGACGCAGGCUACGGAAGCCAAGGGACCUAUCUUCACAAAUCAUCUGAUGUAACUUUGAAUCCAAAUGAGUGGAGGCGUUCAAAGCACAGGAGCCAUCCGGGCUCUGGCUCCUCAGCCCUGACCCAUCAUGCAACCCUCUAUGAUGGCAGAUUCACUGAGGAGGAAUGGGACAAAAUACCCGGAUUCGUCAGCCCUCCUCGUUGCCAUGGCACCCUGAACCAGGAAGACAGCUUCUGGUCCCAAGCGCUGCAGGACCUCGAGACCUGCGGCCAAUCGGAAAUUCUCAGGGAGUUGGAGGCUUCCAUGACAGGUAGCACUCUCAGCCUGUACCUGGAGGAGACCAAGUCUCAAGAGGAGUCAGUAUUUCAUACUACAAUCAGUCCUAUCAAGAGGGAUGGAGUCCACGAUGAACCCAAGACCAAAGGCAACCUGAUCAGGUCCAUUGGAGCCAGGGACAUACCCCCCAGGGGAAAAGGGGACCCAUCUGAUGCUUUGUCCCCUACUACCCUGGAACUGCACAAGCUGACCAUAAGGAAGGACUUCGAGAGCCGUGACUUUGGUUUCAGCGUGUCUGAUGGGCUCCUGGAGAAAGGGGUUUUUGUGAACAUGAUCCGCCCGGAUGGCCCAGCGGACCAGGCGGGGCUGAAACCAUAUGACCGCAUUCUGCAGGUGAACCGCGCGAGGACCAGAGACUUGGACUGCUGCUUGACUGUACCCCUCAUUAUCGAGGCAGGAGACAUCUUGAACGUGGUGAUUAGCAGGAACCCACUUGCAGCAGUGGAUCCUGGGCCACAUGAGGACCAUGAGGACCACUCGACCUCACUCUUCUGUUAUCCGGAGCACAGGACCAAUAGCAUUGCCCUGUGA